This is a messenger RNA of Aspergillus saccharolyticus JOP 1030-1, 999 nucleotides long. Its product is annotated as MYB DNA-binding domain protein. The record is from RefSeq and is a predicted model, not a curated record. Bases 1 to 999 code for a protein of 332 amino acids. The transcript has 2 exons. Lineage: Eukaryota; Fungi; Ascomycota; Eurotiomycetes; Eurotiales; Aspergillaceae.
AUGUCCGCUACUCUGGCGGAUCCGUAUCGUGACUAUGCGAUUGAGUACUCUCAACAUGCGACCUGCAAACCUGAGCAACAGGAAAGUACACUUGUCUAUCAUACGCCACAGCCGCACCUCCACCAUCAUCACAAGCAGGCAGAACCAUCCUUCUCACAACCGGCUUCUCACAGCACCGCGGCAUUCGAGCAGCAUCAUGCGAGUGCGACCGUCCUCCCAGCGGCGAACCCUCAGCCAUCAGUCCAUGACAUGUCACAGACCGUUGUUCUCGGUCAUACGCCGAUGCUGCCACGACAGCUUCCCGUUCAGUAUCCUCCCCCCAGUUUCGAGAUCCCUCCACUUCAACGUGGCAAGAAACGGCCUCAUUCAGAAACCGAUGGAGAGGAGGCAGACCAUGGUCUUAGACCUCAAUUAUCCGUCAUCCCUGCCGAGGGCCCGGCGGAGCACGGUCACUCCCCCGAAAUGCUCUUCUCGGUCCAUGGGGCUUCGUCCCAGCAGCAUUCAAUGCCAGGGCACGGCUAUGGGCAUGCAGACCCCGUUGCGAUGCCGCAACAUCACCACCACCAUCGCCUCCCGCCCCAUGCGGCGCUGCGAACCCCUGGCCGACAUGGUGUGAAUGUGGAGGCGUCGCCUAUGCCGUCGGGUCCUCCGAGUGUCGUAGGCCAGCCCGGGAUGCCUGAACCGGCUCCCAGGCCACGAGGCCCGAAACUAAAGUUCACACCCGAGGAAGACGCUCUACUGGUAGAUUUAAAAGAGAACAAAAACCUUACUUGGAAGCAAAUCGCGGACUUCUUUCCCGGCCGAACGAGUGGCACCUUGCAGGUUCGAUACUGCACCAAAUUGAAGGCGAAGGAUGUGACCUGGAGCGACGAAAUGGUGCAAAGACUGCAGCGUGCCCUUCAAGAAUACGAGAACGAUCGCUGGCGAAUCAUUGCAGGGAAGGUUGGCAAUGGCUUUACACCAGCCGCUUGUCGCGAGAAAGCGACGCAGCUUCAAUGA